AUGUCCGCCACCAACGAAGUCAUUCCCACCAUUGCCGACAGCAACGUCGUUGCCAAGUACAAGGAGGCUGCUGAAAUUGCCAACAAGGUCCUUGACAAGGUCAUCAAGCUUUGCGUUGAAGGUGCCAAGGUUAUGGAUAUUUGCGUUGCUGGUGAUGAUGCCAUUGUCGAAGCCACCAAGGGUAUCUACACCAAGGGCAACAUCUCCAAGGGUAUUGGUUUCCCUACCUCUGUCUCUCUCAACAACUGCGUUGCCCACUUCUCUCCUCUUCCUUCUGACCCUGAGUCUGCUACCACUUUGAAGGCUGGCGAUGUUGCCAAGAUCCAACUUGGUGUCCAAAUCGAUGGUUUCGGUUCCAUUGUUGCUCACACUCUUGUUGUUGGUGCUUCCGCUGAGAACCCUGUCACUGGUGUCAAGGCUGAUGUCAUUCAAGCUGCUCACACUGCCUUGGAAGCUGCUGUCCGCAUGGUUGCUCCUGGCAACAAGAACAUGGAAAUCACCAAGGUUGUUGACAAGAUCGCCGCUGCUUACAACACCAAGCCUGUCGAAGGCAUGUUGAGCCACCAACAAUUGAAGAACAAGACUGAUGGCAAGAAGCAGAUCAUCCUCAACCCCAGCGAAGCCCAUCUCCGUGAUUUCGAACGCUGUGAAUUUGCUGAGAACGAGGUCUACGUUCUUGAUGUGUUGAUCUCUAGUGGUGAAGGCAAGGUCCGUCAAUUGAAUGCUCGCACUACCAUUUACAAGAAGACCGAGAACAAGUAUCAGCUCAAGAUGACUACCUCCCGUCAAGUCUUCUCUGAAUUGCAAAAGAUGGCUGGUGCUUUCCCCUUCUCUCUCCGCCAAAUGGCUGAUGAGCGUAAGGCUCGCAUGGGUAUUGUUGAAUGUGCCAAGCAUCAAGUUGUUCUUCCUUAUGAUGUUGUCUACGAGCGUGAGGAUGCCGUUGUUGCACAAUUCCUUACCACCGUCCUUGUCACCAAGAACGGUAACGUUGUUGUUACCGAUCCCCGUUUCGACUCUUCUAUCAUCAAGUCGGACAAGAAGGUCACUGAUGAGGAAAUCCUCAAGAUCCUUGAAAUUCCCUUGAAGUCUGCUACCUCCAAGAAGAAGGCAAAGAAGACUCCUGCUGCCAAGCAGUAA
Molecule: messenger RNA, 1137 nt
Organism: Lichtheimia ornata
Lineage: Eukaryota; Fungi; Mucoromycota; Mucoromycetes; Mucorales; Lichtheimiaceae
Product: DNA-binding protein, 42 kDa
Exons: 5
Coding region: 1-1137 (378 amino acids)
Source: RefSeq, a predicted model, not a curated record